This is a messenger RNA of Argiope bruennichi, 863 nucleotides long. RefSeq lists its product as uncharacterized. The record is from RefSeq and is a predicted model, not a curated record. The transcript has 5 exons. The coding region runs from base 98 to 709 and encodes 203 amino acids. NCBI's taxonomy places the organism in Eukaryota, Metazoa, Arthropoda, Arachnida, Araneae, Araneidae.
AUUUCCGCAUUAGACGAUAAGAAUAGAAAAGCCAAAUCGCAAAACCCUCGGAAAUUAUUUAUUAAACUAGUACCGACAAGUGAUUGCAAGUGUCGCCAUGCAGCUGAAGGUUGUUGUCCUUCUUGUAGUCUUUGCUUUUGUAAGAGCAGAAGAAGAAACGUGUGGUGAAGAAAAGGCUGGUGAAUGUGUAGUGAAGCUCUUAUCCAGUAUUUUAGAAGAAACCACGGAUGAACAAGACUGUGCGACACUGGCUGAGGCGUCAAGUUGCCUGGAAGAAGCUGCUAAAGAAUGCACUGAAGAAACAAGAAAUGAAGAGAUUGAAGGCGGAAGACAAUUCCUCAAAAUAUUGGAAGCAACAAAUUGUCCUCCUGGAGAACUCCCCGAUGACGUUGAAGAGUGUGUAAACGAGCUAGAACCGGAGUUGAUGGCAUGUAUUGAUGAUGGUGUGGCAGAAAUUCUGGAACAAGUCUUAGAUUUGCCAGAGGAGACAGAAAUUAAUGAAGACGAAAUCAAAUGUGGAAUGUACGAAGCUAUUGCCAGAUGUGUUGUGGCAAAAAUAGAGAACAAAUGUGGCGAAGAGGCCAGCUUGGCAGCGUUGAAUGAAAUGAUGAACGAUGAAGAAAUAAAAGAAAGUUGCAAAAAAGGCACAGAAGGUGAAUCCGCUCUUGGUGGGCUAAUGCUCGAUUUGGCGAAAAAAAGAAGGAAAUAAGAUUUUAUCGCAAAAAAUCACAAUUUAUAUCAUUCGAGGCAAUUCUGAAAGCUAAUGUCAUUCUAAUUCUUUACGUAAUUACUUAUAGUACUUUAUUGCCUGUCUGCUUGAAUUCUUUUUAAAAUAUAAAAUAUUUUUUUUUAAUUCCUUGGAA